AUGGGAUCGAUGGUAAAGAGGAACAAAGCUCGGCAACCGCCUACCAACUUAGAGAACGCAAAGGUGGGAAACACCCACCGUCAACUCACGGCGGAUAAAGAGACGGGUGUCGAGCGACUCCUCAACCCGGAGGCAGCCUGUGCUAUUCACACCAGCAAGACGAGCAGACAGGAGCAAGAAGACUGGCAAGCAUGCUCGUGCGUGCCGAUCGCUCACCGCAUGACCGCGCCGGAGCAAGACGUUGCAUAUCCACAGCAGAUUGCUAUUGCACCCUUCGACUCUCUUAUCAAACAUGGCGAAUGCGGGAAAGAACCUCUUGGGUCCGCGGUCCGCAGUCCGCAGUCCGCAGGCAGUCAUAACGCCAUGGUGUCGAGGAGUGUCCGUGUUUGUGUCUGUGUCUCCGGGCUCGGUGUUGUGUCUAUGGCACUGAUUCGGCCCGCACGAAACGCCCAUGCUGACAUUGGCUUGCAGCAAAAACAGAACCACUCAGAGUCGGCUGAAAUUGAGAUUGUCUCAACGACACACGCCUGCACCAAGCCAUGCUGGCGGCUUCCCAAAUCACUGUUUAGCCGGCGAGAUAUCGGCGUGCCACCCAAACAGCUCGCAAGGGGCAUGGGAGGAUCAGCAGCAUCAAAAGGUGGUGCGCCCUUGUUGGUUCCUUCGACAGAGUGCUAG
This is a messenger RNA of Colletotrichum higginsianum IMI 349063, 675 nucleotides long. RefSeq lists its product as uncharacterized. The transcript has 2 exons. The coding region runs from base 1 to 675 and encodes 224 amino acids. NCBI's taxonomy places the organism in Eukaryota, Fungi, Ascomycota, Sordariomycetes, Glomerellales, Glomerellaceae. The record is from RefSeq and is a predicted model, not a curated record.